ACCUUAGCCAUUGCGACUUGAGGACUACAGUUCCUAGGAUUCCGCGCGGCGGCGCGCUGUGAGCCAGUCGAGGCGGUGAUUGGCUCGUGAGCCGGCCGCAUGCGGAGGAGCUCAAGGAGCCGCUCUGUUGCGACAGAGGCCGAGCGGCGAGGCCCAGCUCCCUGAAAGAAGAGAAAGCCAGCCCUGUAGUUCAGCACCAUGCCCUCUGACCUGGCCAAGAAGAAAGCGGCCAAAAAGAAAGAAGCAGCCAAAGCGCGACAGCGGCCCAAGAAGGGACACGAAGAGAACGGAGAUGCCGUCACCGAGCCGCAGGUGGCAGAGGAGAAGAAGGAGGAGGCCAACGGCAGGGAGAGCACAGAAGUGGAUUUGCUGACCAAGGAGCUGGAAGACUUUGAGAUGAAGAAGGCUGCUGCUCGAGCUGUCACUGGGGUCCUGGCCUCUCACCCCAACAGUACUGACGUCCACAUCAUCAACUUGUCCCUCACCUUCCACGGCCAAGAGCUGCUCAGUGACACCAAACUGGAGUUAAACUCAGGCCGCCGGUACGGCCUCAUCGGCUUAAAUGGAAUUGGGAAGUCCAUGCUGCUGUCUGCCAUCGGGAAGCGGGAGGUGCCCAUCCCGGAGCACAUCGACAUCUAUCACCUGACCCGAGAGAUGCCCCCCAGCGACAAGACCCCCCUGCAGUGCGUCAUGGAGGUGGACACAGAGCGGGCCAUGCUGGAGCGGGAGGCCGAGCGCUUAGCUCACGAGGACGCCGAGUGUGAAAAGCUCCUGGAGCUGUAUGAGCGCCUGGAGGAGCUGGAUGCUGACAAGGCCGAGAUGCGGGCCUCACGUAUCUUACACGGCCUGGGCUUUACACCUGCCAUGCAGCGCAAGAAACUGAAGGACUUCAGUGGCGGCUGGCGAAUGCGGGUUGCCCUGGCCAGAGCCCUCUUUAUCCGGCCCUUCAUGCUGCUUCUGGAUGAGCCCACCAACCACCUGGACCUGGAUGCUUGUGUGUGGUUGGAAGAAGAACUGAAGACCUUUAAGCGCAUCCUCGUCCUCGUCUCCCACUCCCAGGAUUUUCUGAAUGGUGUCUGCACCAACAUCAUUCACAUGCACAACAAGAAACUGAAGUAUUACACGGGUAACUACGAUCAGUACGUGAAGACACGGCUGGAGCUGGAGGAGAACCAGAUGAAGAGAUUUCACUGGGAGCAGGAUCAGAUCGCACACAUGAAGAACUAUAUUGCUAGGUUUGGUCAUGGCAGUGCCAAGCUGGCCCGGCAAGCCCAGAGCAAGGAGAAGACGCUACAGAAAAUGAUGGCGUCGGGACUGACAGAGAGGGUCGUGAGCGACAAGACACUGUCAUUUUAUUUCCCACCAUGUGGCAAGAUCCCUCCACCUGUCAUUAUGGUACAAAACGUGAGCUUCAAGUAUACAAAAGAUGGGCCUUGCAUCUACAAUAAUCUCGAAUUUGGUAUUGACCUCGACACACGAGUGGCUCUGGUAGGGCCCAAUGGAGCAGGAAAGUCAACUCUUUUGAAACUGCUAACAGGAGAGCUACUACCUACAGAUGGAAUGAUCCGAAAACACUCUCACGUCAAGAUAGGGCGUUACCAUCAGCAUUUACAAGAGCAGCUGGACUUGGAUCUCUCGCCUUUGGAAUACAUGAUGAAGUGCUACCCAGAAAUCAAGGAGAAGGAAGAAAUGAGGAAGAUCAUCGGGCGAUACGGGCUGACUGGGAAGCAGCAGGUGAGCCCAAUCCGGAACUUGUCAGACGGGCAGAAGUGCCGAGUGUGUCUGGCCUGGCUGGCCUGGCAGAACCCACACAUGCUGUUCCUGGACGAGCCCACCAACCACCUGGACAUCGAGACCAUUGAUGCCCUGGCAGAUGCCAUCAAUGAGUUCGAGGGUGGGAUGAUGCUUGUCAGCCAUGACUUCCGACUCAUCCAGCAGGUUGCACAGGAGAUCUGGGUCUGUGAGAAGCAGACAAUCACCAAGUGGCCUGGAGACAUCCUGGCCUACAAGGAGCAUCUCAAGUCCAAGCUGGUGGACGAAGAGCCCCAGCUCACCAAGAGGACCCACAACGUGUGAGCCCCAUGGCCGGGCUGGGGCAGGAGCUCCAUCUGGGGACUCAGAGCGGCUCCCCUGAGCAGCUGCCCGGGCCAGACCCUGGGGCCGCCCUCCUGCAUUGCUGCAUUCUGCUCCCUGCCUCUCCC
This is a messenger RNA of Ochotona princeps (American pika), 2201 nucleotides long. It is a transcript of the gene ABCF2, whose product is annotated as ATP binding cassette subfamily F member 2. Gene Ontology annotation, molecular function: ATP hydrolysis activity; ATP binding. Bases 199 to 2076 code for a protein of 625 amino acids. The transcript is spliced from 15 exons. The record is from RefSeq and is a predicted model, not a curated record. NCBI's taxonomy places the organism in Eukaryota, Metazoa, Chordata, Mammalia, Lagomorpha, Ochotonidae.